AUGGCCAAUAUUAUGGCAAACCUAAAGACUUUCCAGCCAGAUUAUGGGAUUGGGACGAAUGAGCCACUGUUUCAUCUGAGGUCUUGUGCCAAAGGAUUGAUGGUGAAUGCUUGUGCCCAUGCACUUUUCUUCUGCAAAUUACUCAAUGCCACCAAACAGAAAGAAGAGAAUUAUGGGGAUGUACCCGCUGGUUCCCAGGCUCCUAAGGAUAAUCAAAGACUGAACAUUGGGAUUAUUGGUGGAGGCCAUCUUGGGAAACAACUAGCCCAAACAUUGUUAUAUUUGGGUGCCAUUUCAGGAAAGAACAUCCAGAUCUCCACAAGACGGCCAGAAACUCUAUUAGAAUUCCACAAGCUGGGAGUUGAAUGUGUCUAUAACAACAAGCAGCUGGUAGGCUGGGCAGAUGUUGCUUUUCUCUGCUGUCUUCCAUGUCAUAUUCCACAUAUAUGUUCCGAAAUUCAAGGUUCUCUCAAAAACUCUUGUAUUAUAUACAGCCUGGUCACAGCAAUCCCUUUGACUAGGUUGAAGCAACUUAUUUGCUCCUCUUCAAUCUUGAGGCCACAGUACAAGUGCUCUGAGAACAGCUCUUUUUGUAUGUGGGAGGCUAACAGGACAGUUCUGGAAGCCCUCAAGGAUAAAGCAGUUAUCCAGGAGACAUGUCCUUGCAACUCCAAGAGCGAAAUAACUGUCGACAUGAAGUGGCUGGCAGCUGUAUUUUAUACAGCUUUAAAUAGCUAUACCCAACAACGUUUAUCCUAUACAAGGGCUCUGGUAUUGCUCAAUCAAAUAUGUUUUUGUGAAGACAAUGCCACCACCUCAUCUCCAUUUCUAGUUUGUGAACAUUUUACCAACCCAGCCUUUGCUUCCACCUUGGCUGCUGCUGAUUCCUUCCCCUGGUUUGAUAUAACAACUGUACAGCUAAAAGACUCACCUCUUAGCCAGCUUCUUGAAACAAAUACAUCUCUUCAAGAAAUCAUUGCUUCAUGUUACUUUAACAUGCUAACAGCAUUGGCCAUGAAAAAUAAAGAUUUGACGACGUCUAUGACUAAAAAGACACCUCUAUCUGCAGUGCUGUUGAAACCCACUAAAUCACUGAUUUUUCAAAUUGAUGAAAUUUCCGCAAAGAAAACAGAAGAGGCAUCUAGUACUGAUUCUGAAGACUUAUAA
This is a messenger RNA of Thamnophis elegans (Western terrestrial garter snake), 1167 nucleotides long. RefSeq names its product NADP dependent oxidoreductase domain containing 1 (gene NOXRED1). The record is from RefSeq and is a predicted model, not a curated record. Gene Ontology annotation, molecular function: pyrroline-5-carboxylate reductase activity. The transcript has 6 exons. The coding region runs from base 1 to 1167 and encodes 388 amino acids. NCBI's taxonomy places the organism in Eukaryota, Metazoa, Chordata, Lepidosauria, Squamata, Natricidae. Gene Ontology annotation, biological process: L-proline biosynthetic process.